AUGCCCCCAAAGCGCAAGCGACCCGAUCGCUCCUCAAGCGAUGUCGGCCGACCGUCCCCCCAUCGACCUGCUGAGACUUCCCUUGGUCAGCGUGAUCGUGACGGCUUUGACAACGCCGGCAGAGGAGGACGGGGCGGUAGGAACACGAGACGGCUAGACCGACGGGAUUCCUCCCAAACCUACCCCGCUCAAUCAUCGUCGAAUAAUUCUCAACCCGCUUCGUCACCUAUGGCGGCUCGUCACCCAGCAGCCGCUUCUUCGCAAAAACUUGCCCCCACCACCGCGCCACCACCGCCUUCAUCAGUCGCCCCUGCCCCUGCUCCUGCUUCUACUUCGGCUCCCGCUUCAGCACCUGCUCCUCCUCCCCCAGAACCUCCUUUGCCCAUCCCUUCCCUUUAUUCCUAUGAGAACCUGACAGACGAUAAGAUCGCUUCUUGGGAAGCUGGCUCGAGACAGGCAUUAGUCGAGCACGGCAUUCAGUCGAGGCAAGAUGUCGAUGUCACCGAGCUCUCCAGUCUUUUCCAAGAAUUCAUCCAGUCCGUCGUCGACAACCGGCUCAACCCCGCCGACGCCGGUGCCUGUGUCAAAGAGAUCCUCGGUCCGGAAUUGAAGGAGGUUAUUAAGGAUUCCUACUCGUUUGAGCCGCACACCCUCUUCCUCGACACGUUUUCCAUCACCGUCGACAAUCAUGCCGACAUCUACCAACACAAAUUCCGCGAUUUCCUCAUCGCCACUGCCAUUUCCCCCGCCCUCAUCCGUCAGGUGCUGGAGGCCCCGAUCCUUCAGAAACUUGGUCUCAUACGGGAGACCUUCGUGAAGCUAGGAAUCCGCCAUUCCACCAACGUCCUCUAUCGCCAGGCCAACUACAACCUGCUCAGGGAAGAAUCCGAAGGGUAUUCGAAGCUGCUUACCGAGCUAUUUACCACCUCUUACGAGAACACCUCCACCGACGUCCCUACCCAGGUCGCGCGGGAGGCCUUUGAGAGGAUCAAGGCUUUAAUCGGCACUUUCGACCUGGAUGUUGGUCGAGUUCUUGAUGUCACCCUCGACGUGUUUGCCACUUCCCUCGUCAAGGCCAGCAGGUUUUUCGUCAAAUUGCUGCGCGUGAGCUCGUGGUGGCCGCGGGCCAAGAUUCUCCCCAGGAACACGGAGCUCGGCCUCAGUGGCCUCCCCCUCUGGGCUGUCCCUGAUCACUCUGAGGCGGACGAGGAGAGAUUAACCGAGCUCAAACGGCAACGAGACAUCCGCUUCUGGGAGAGGGCUCGCCAGAAGCAGAUCCAGGCUUUCUUCGAGCUCGGCGGCCGGGAGGUCUCCGGGGAGGAUCUCCAACGCGCCAAGGCCUCGGCCACCAACCCCGGCGCGGAAGCUGACGCCCUUCGCCUCUGGAUCGAGACGACACAAACCCUCCCUCCCCAAGGCAAUCGAGUCGCCGCCCAGCUGUUGGGCUUCAAGCUACGCUUCUACGCCUCCGAUUUCAGAGACGGUGAAGUCCUGCCGGCUAAUCUCCUGUACCUCGCCGCAUUGCUCAUCAAAAUCGGCUUCAUCUCCAUCGUCGACCUUUAUCCCCACUUGUGGCCCUACGAUGACGACAUGGAAGACUUCAAGGCCCGGAAGCUGAAGGAGAUUGAGGAACAGGAACGCGAGGUGCGCGGCGAAGCUACCAAAAACGCCUUGCUCACCGCUGGUGCUUUGCCCGACGACAUGAUACCCCAGCAGCCUCUCUCUCGAUCCAGAGAAGCCGCCGCAAGGUCUGACGCCACGACGAAAACAGGACCGGACGAGACCGAGAAGGAAAAGCCGCCUCUGGAACAAAAAGGUGCCUUGGUUACGAACCUUCUCACCAUCGGCGCACUUCCCGAAGCCCUCUUCUUCAUCGGUCGCUGGCCUUGGCUGCUUGAAGCCUUCCCCGACAUCAUCGACCGCCUCAACCGCAUACUGGAGUACUCUGUCGACAAGGUGUACCGGGAAACUCGUCCUGUAGCCCCGGAUUCGAUGACGUGCCCCCCGAAGCAGGUGUCUGACCCCGAUCAAAGCGGCGUCCCCAGAGGAACCAUAAAGCGCAUGGAACUCCCGGUCAAGAAGCCUAUGCGAUGGCCUUGGCCCGACGGUCGCCAAGGUCCCGCCGACCAGCAGUACCGCUUCUACUGGGACGACUGGGCCGACGUCAUCCCCGUCUGUCAGACAGUAGAUGAUAUCUUCACGCUCUGCCGCACCUUGUUAAACGUAUCGGGCGUGAACAUUGGCCGGAGCGAGAGACUGAUGGUCAAGCUGCUCGAGAUCGGCGCGAAGAGCUUGGCCGACGACACCUCACAACACAACCUGGACCGCUGGCAGGAUCUACUGCAUCGGACCCUGGCGCCGGCCUUGAGCACGACAAAGAGCAACGCGUCCAUUUCGAACCUCUUAUGGUCGCUGCUCAGACUGUACCCCGUGACCACCCGAUACCGAAUCUACGCAGAGUGGUUCCAGGGUCCGACUGCACGACUCCCGGCCAUGAAAAAAGCCUUCGCCAACACGAAAGCGGAGACCCAGAGCACGAUGAAGCGCAUCUCCCAUACCAACUUGCGCGAGAUGGCCCGCACUCUCGCCAAGACGAGCCACUCGUCUCCCGGCAUCGUUUGCAAGGUCGCCCUCGAGCAAAUCUCCUCCUACGGCAACCUGACCGAUGCCGUUGUCGAGUGUGCCCAGUACUUCACCGACCUCUCCAAGGACGUAUUGAUCUGGUCACUGAUGGAUGCCCUGGGCACCAACCAGCGCAGUCGAACCCAGGCUUCGUACAUCCUCUCCAUCAGCAAGUGGCUCCAGGCCCUGUCCGACUUCACCGGCAAGGUCUUCAGGCGGUACGAUGAGCUGGACAUCACCCCGAUCCUUCGCUACGUCAACGAUCAGCUGUUCCAUGGCAACUCGACGGACCUGAUCAUUCUGGAAGAGCUCGUCGCCAACAUGGGCGGCAUUAUCCAGACACCGCACAUCGGCGAGGAUCAAGUCAUGGCCAUGUCGGGCAUGGCUUUGCUCCAACGACACACCCUCCUGAGCAUGAAGGACAAGCGCUUCGAAUCCGCUUCGAGUGCGAAGCGCCUCACGCGGGCCUUGGUCGACUCCCGCCUUGCCGGGCGCCUUCUCGUCAACCUUGCCCAGUUCAAGCAGUCGGCCAGCUUUAGGCUGCCGGACGACGGAGCUCACAUCAAGUUCCUCUCGUCCAUGAUCGACAACAGCCAUCAAAUCCUACUCCAGUACAUUGAUUUCCUUCGCGCCCACUUGGACGCGGAAGACUUUGAUCGACUGGUGCCUACCAUCAGUCAGCUGAUGCUGGAUUUCGGGCUCGAAGCCGGACUGGCCUUCAUGAUCGGCAGGGAUAGCUUAGCAACCCACCUUUUCUCCAAGACGGCGCUUCCCGCCGCCAAGGUGCCUGCUCAGCCUGCGGCCGACGCCGAAGGCGAUGUUAUCAUGGGCGAUGACCCGUCUUCGGGGUCUUCCAAUGCGACGCAGGCGGCGAACCUGUCGCCUUCUUUGGAGCCGGAGGGCACGACGCCAGACCAGCCCAACGGCGGCGGCGGCUCUGACGCCGUGCAAGCCGUCGUCGAGUCCAUUCGCGCAAGGACACCGACGUCCGUGUGGAAGCACAUCAGCCCGGAGUUCUUUGUCAUUUUCUGGGCUCUGCAGCUCGGCGAUCUCGUGGUGCCCUGGGCUAGUUACCGUUUGGCACAGAAUCGUCAGCAGGAGCUGUUCAAGCAGGUCUCCCGAGACAGAACCCUCAUGACAGCUGUGAGGGAUGCCAAGGCGAAGACUUAUCAAGACUCCGCCACCGGCCUGAUGAAGGAAGGCCAGCAACACUCGGAACGGGUGGCCAAGGCGAAAGUAUUCAUCACGAAGCGCAUGGACAGCUGGUUUACCGGCGACAUCAACAAGCUGAACGGCAUUUCCGACGCCAUCAUCGAGCAGUGCCUUUUCCCCCGGCUCGUGCUCUCCAAGAUCGACACGGAGUACUCGUACGCUUUGAUCAGACACCUCCACGAGCUCUCCUGCCCCAACUUCCGGCUCAUGGUUUUGUACGACCGCCUCUUCAAGGCGAACCGGCUUCGCACCAUGCUUUUCACCUGCACCGUCCAAGAGGCCGAAAACCUCGGCCGCUUUUUCCACAACGCCCUGCGCGACCUCGCCAAGUGGCACAAGGACAGUGUGGCUUACGAGAAGGAAGCCAUUGGAAAGAACGAGAGGAGACCUCAUGGUCGUUUCGGAUUCGCCGAUACGUUUGGUCAUGACGGUCAGCCUACAUCGCAUCUCGAUCAUGCUCGGUUCCAGGAUCUACUCUAUGGGUGGCACAAAAACCUGAACCUGGCUCUCAAGUCAUGCCUCUCCGGCACGGAAUGGAUGCAUAUCCGCAACGCCAUCACCUUCCUCACCGAGGUCCACCAGUUCUUCCCGGCUAUCAAAUUCAUGGGCUCGCAAUUCCAGCAGCAGCUCGAAGAGAUUGGAAAGCGCGAGGAGAAUUCCAGGGGCGACUUGUCUACCACGGCCCGUGGCGUCCUCACGAAGUUGGCCAAGAUGGAGAAGACUUGGGUCAUCCCGGCCGCUUUCCGUACCAACCUUUCUGCAAAGAAUCUGGCUCAGGCCAUGGAAGACGAGCAGGCCGCCGCAUCCAAUCUCCGGCCCAGUGCGCCAGAAUUCCAGCCAAGAUCCACGACCGGCGAUAAGGAAGACGGCGAGGUCCGAGACACCAGUCGCGACAAAACCCAAGCAUCUAAUGCUGGCGCCCAGCGCCAGAACUUGCCUCCCGCCACAACGCAGAAGGAGACGACUCCUGCAUCUAAUGCCCAACGGGCAAGCGCAGCGACGGCCAACGCAGCCAACAACGAGCCGUCGAAUCAGAAGCAGGCUACUGGACCGGCUGCGGCGCAACAGGCUACGACAAACACUAGCACCAUCCCAAACAGGGGUCUGGCCAACUCGCACCCGAGUCCUAACCUCCCUUCACGGCCACCUGGGCCGAUUCCAGACCACAGGCUUUUGAACCACUUUAGGCCAGCGGCAUCUCACGAACGUAGGGACGUGAAGGAACACAGAGAAGCGCAAGGUCAUCGAGAUGUUCGCGAGCAGAAAGAAACCAAUCGCGAGUUCCGGGAGCCCAGGGACCUUAGAGAUAGAGACACCAGGGUACCCGAACCGGCACGUACAAACCCGCCACGCGACUUUCCAAACCCCGAGCGGCGAGUACAGGACACUUCGGGACCAGCUGGGGCCAGCGGCCGAUCAUUCGAGAACGAGCGAAACGCACGACAGGAAAAUCAACACGGCCGUCGGGGCGAACACGCUGCACCCGACCGAGAGGCGGUGCCGCCAAGUUGUCGAACGGCCGAUGCGGUUAGACCGGCUCGAGAAGGGAGCAGCGCAGUCGCAUCUGCUGCGGGCGGAGAUGAGCCGCCCAUGAACCCAGCCCGAGCGGCACUGAUUCAAGGCGAGGCGCCGACGCGCGCUGACCGCGUGGAUCGCCAUGACCGUGUCGGAAAGGACCGAGGUAGACCACACGAGCCGGACCGGCGAGGCAGGGGUCAGGGUCAGGGUCAGGGUCAGGGUCCAGGCCAACAGAUGCCUGAACCGGGCCAUGAUCGACCUGAGAUGAUGAAUGCCGAACGUGCUGCGUUGUUCCAAGACGGUCGACCGCAACCACCAUCUCGACCGCCACGAGACGAGGUUCGCGACCGGGGAGCGAUCAGGGCGUCUUCACCCCGCCCUGGCCCAGGCGGACGUCACCACCCAGAUGCUACAGGAGAUAUGGUUAGAGAUGAUAGCAACGGUCCUGGCCGGCCUCCGUACGCAGAUCGUCGAGGCCAUCCCCGCGAAUCCCGAGGCGAGGGUCCCCCGGGGCCGCAUGCGAGAAGUACGGACGGGGACAGGGAAGACCGUCCCGCCCCGGACAACAACACCAGGGAGGCUUUUCUGGGCCGAAGUUCGGACCACGACCACGGCAGGCCUCGACAGGACGACACGUAUGGCCGUCUGAACUAUCCCAUUCAGUCCGUGGUGAACGAUGUUCCUUCCGGUCCUCGAGGGCGAGGCUCGCGGCCGAUGCGUGGCAACGCCAACGCACUUAACACGCCGCCGCCUCGCAUGAACGACAGAUUCCAACCGCGCGCCGACAACCAUGCUGGGAUCGACCUAGAAGAACGGAACGCGCCUAGUGGACCGGCCGGGUCGGGUAGGGGGACUCGGUCUCAGUUCGCGACGGGGCCGGGAUCGGUGGGACCUUCCCACCCUCCUGGACCAACUCCCGAUCGCGGACGUCAGAACCGCGCCGACAUGCCGGCUUCUUCUCCUAGACAGCCAGGCCCAGAAACUCCGGUCGUUUCGGGGGUCCAUCCUGAUCGACUGGCCCAGAUCUCCGGUGCUCCUCCCCCACCGCCCGGUCCCGGCUCGUCGCAUGGUCCUGGGCACCAUACACGACAGUCCCAGCUGGGCGGUACUCCGGACCGACAGCCGGUUACCCCCUCGGACAGCGGGCGGACACUACCAAGACACGUACACGUGAACGACUCCCCGGCACCUGAUAUGGCGCCACCCACGGGUCCGGCUGCGUCAUCUAGCAGCGACCGUAGGAGGGGAGGCGGGAGGAGGCAGCUGGAGGGGAUCAACUCGAUGCUACAACAAGCGCAGGAUCCCAACCGGAGCAGCAUUGGACGCGGUCGGAGUAGUCGCGUGAACCUGGCCAACUCGGAUGCGCAGGUCUUGACGGGCGGCUCGCCCGUCACGACGCCGUCGAACGAACGUUCGGACCCUGUGCGUCAGCAAGAUAAGACAGCGGCGAAUGCGGAGGAGCGGGUCCGGGGCGAGCGCGAACGUGGGCGGGACCGCGACCGUGAUCGUGAUCGUGAUCGUGAGCGAGGAGAUAGAGAGCGGGAACGGGGUCGCGAGUCGCACCGCGAACGCGAACGCGACCGAGACCGUGGCCAUAGAGACGGCGAACGGCCAAGCCGGGGAUCGCGGAGGAGUAGCCGUGAUCGCAGCCUCAAGCACGAACAGGAACACAACAAGGACAGCCGCGAGUAUCGGGAUCGCCAGGGUACGGCGCCAGGUGGGCGGGAGGAAUCCAGACGGUCUGCGCUCGACACGGGUUCCACCGGGUCGCGAGAGGCACCCGAGCCCGCUCCCCAUGGCAGAGAGGCAGGAGGGGGAGGCCGCGAAUCACGCCAUCGGAGCUCGCGGGAAGGCGCCGCGGCGUCGGCGUCGGGGAGCAAGGGGGAAGAUUGGGGCGGGAGCAUGCGAGGACAUCCUCGGGGCGGACCACCACGCGACAGAGGGUUGCGGACGGGCGACGAACGACGCGGCGAUGCCGGGCGCGAAGGCGGACGAGAAGACCGAGGACGGAAGCGGAGGAGCGAGGACGCGGCGGGGUUCCCGACCGAGAAGAGACCGAGACGCUAGCCGCCGUUUUCGGCUCGAUUCGCGGGGUACGAGAAGCGACUAGGAGGAAGAAGAGGGGAAGGGUAUCAUCAUUACAACACCGUCGCGACGGGUGGAUGGGGGGAUGUAACAGGCUACGGCUACGGCUACGGCUAUGGGGAAUCGGAUUCGGCAGCACACGGAGUUUACACGGACGACCAUCGACUGUACGCACAUUGCAGACACCGAGC
Molecule: messenger RNA, 7628 nt
Organism: Sodiomyces alkalinus F11
Lineage: Eukaryota; Fungi; Ascomycota; Sordariomycetes; Glomerellales; Plectosphaerellaceae
Exons: 3
Coding region: 1-7419 (2472 amino acids)
Biological process (GO): mRNA export from nucleus; mRNA processing
Cellular component (GO): THO complex part of transcription export complex
Molecular function (GO): mRNA binding
Source: RefSeq, a predicted model, not a curated record